Molecule: messenger RNA, 1917 nt
Organism: Drosophila bipectinata
Lineage: Eukaryota; Metazoa; Arthropoda; Insecta; Diptera; Drosophilidae
Gene: beat-IIIb
Product: beaten path IIIb
Biological process (GO): motor neuron axon guidance
Source: RefSeq, a predicted model, not a curated record
GCAAGAAGCUAACUGGGCUAAAACGGGCCGCACUACCUCCCAAAAAAAUAACCGUCCUGCCGGCUGGCAAGGAGCCUUCUCUUCUUUAAAGUUCCACCCAAAAAAUAGAGCAGCGAAGAGCAAGGAAUCGUCAGGAGCAGAAAUAGCAGCAAUAAAGUCUUGUUUCAAUUAAGUUUGGUGCGUAAGAUAGAGAAAAAGUAGAAACCGGAAGCCAAACUCGACUGGAAGAAAAGAAAUUGGGAGGCAAACACAAAUAGACAAAGUACAGGCAGGAUAUAGCAUGUAAAUGCGACUGCCUACACACGUAUUGUCCUGUGGAUGUGUCUGCUUAAUAGGAAAAGCAAAUAGCAACGAGCUCAUGGAAAAUAAAUAUAAAUAAGCCAACGCCAACAACAAUAGCUAGCUGGAAUAAGCGACAAGGAAAGCAAUUGGUUGACGCUUUCCCUCGUUGGCGGUCAAGGAAAAUUUAUUGCAUUGCACAAAUGAGACAAGGAGAAAACGCAAACGAAGCAAAGGCAAACAUGGACAAGAAAAAUAACCAAAAUUUGAGCAACAAAUUGAAAAAUUAAAGUUUCGCAGCAAGGAAACUUUUGGUGGAAAAACUCUAGACAUAAAUCAAGUGUCCCAGUAUGGAUUCGGGACACAGAAGAUAUUCGCUCGCCUAUGGCAUAGUGGCAUGUCUGCUGCUCCUCGAAACCGCCGAAUGCCUGACAAUGACCGAAAUCAAAAUCCCCAAGCAUAUAAUGCGGCACGAGGACGCGGUGCUCGGCUGUAAGUUUGAUCUCGACGGGGAGUCCCUCUACUCGGUGAAGUGGUACAAGGACGGAUUCGAGUUCUACCGCUACGUUCCGAGAGACAUGCCGCCGGGGCAGGUCUUCCCACUCCCAGGAGUCGACGUUGAGCUACAAAACUCAACGGAAUACGCCGUUGUCCUGCGCUCUGUGAGCCUUCAGUCCACUGGCCGAUAUCGCUGCGAAGUGUCCGGCGAGGCGCCUUCGUUCCAGACAGUUUCCGGUCACGAGGACAUGAUUGUUGUGGUGACACCGAAGCACGGACCACAAAUCACGGGCGGACAGCCCCGCUACCAAAUUGGCGACAUGGUGCGCGUCAAUUGCACCUCGGCGGCCUCGAAGCCGGUCUGCCACCUCAGCUGGCAGAUAAACGGGAUGCACGCCAACCGCUCCCUGCUCCGGCCAUACGAACCGCUGGUGGUGGGCCGGGAGGGCCUGGAGGUGGCCCGGUUGGGGCUGGAGUUCCGGGUGAGAGGAUGACAUUUCAAGCACGGCGACAUGAAGUUAAAGUGUGUCGCCAAAAUCUCCUCCGUGUACUGGCAGAGCAACGAGGAGAGUGUGGAGAGUGACAAGCACCAGAGGAUUCCGGUCCUGGAGUCCCGGGAGACGGUCAUGUCCAAGUCCCGUCAGUCGCUCGACAAGGCUCAGUCCACGCUGGAAGACAAACAGCUGAAGAAGAGCCGACGUCCUGCAGCAGCCACCUCUUCAGCGACAGCAGCAGCAGCCGCCGCCGCAGCAGCGGCCUCCAGUGCAGCAGUAUCAACUAUGGCGCCAUCAGGGGCGAUCUGGGGCUCAUCUGUACCCUGGUCACGCAUAUUAGCUUCCAAAUCAAUUGCACGCAUUUCCCUCUACGCACUGCCAGUCUUAAUAGCAUUUCUGUGUAGCUUUCGACCUCCCGUCGCUGGGAGUUGCUGUCAAAGGCGAGGCAAUACCAACAGCAACAGCCACAUCAGCAACAGCAACAUCGGCAUCAGAAAGACAAACAGCAGCCAAUUAAGCUGCGAGUCAGCUGCCCAGCGAAGAUAACAAUUAACCGAGAAGAACGGCCCAAACAGCCUUUUCAUCAGAAGAGGCAAAUAUUAUUAGGUUCCACUGUAAAUAUUUUUGGAGUUUUCGGUCACAUCAA